AUGUUGUAUUGCGAUGGAUCCAUUCACCGAUAUAUUGUGCUAGCACUACACGAAAAUCAAUGUCAAUAUUUUGGUUGUAUUUUUCAGGACGUGUGUAAAAGUUGUGGAGCCUUUGGGAGAGAUGAAGAAAGUAAAUUAAUCAGUUGUACUCAAUGUGGACAGUGUUAUCAUCCUUAUUGUGCUAAUGUUAAGGUUACUAAAGUAAUCCUACUAAAAGGAUGGCGAUGUCUAGAUUGUACAGUCUGUGAGGGAUGUGGUAAACCAGAUGAUGAAGGGAGAUUACUGCUGUGUGAUGACUGUGAUAUAAGUUAUCAUACAUAUUGUCUUAAACCACCAUUAGAACAUGUUCCUAAAGGCAACUGGAAAUGCAAAUGGUGUGUAAGUUGUUUAAAUUGUGGAGCUACUACACCAGGGUUUGGUUGUAACUGGAAGAAUAACUAUACGCAGUGUGGACCAUGUGCUAGUAAGGUCAUCUGUCCAGCUUGUAGACGGUCGUAUCAACAAGAAGAGUUAAUCUUACAGUGUGUUCAGUGUGAUAGGUAG
Messenger RNA from Lottia gigantea (owl limpet), 543 nucleotides. RefSeq lists its product as hypothetical. The transcript has 3 exons. Gene Ontology annotation, molecular function: transcription coactivator activity; histone binding; histone H3K4 methyltransferase activity. The coding region runs from base 1 to 543 and encodes 180 amino acids. NCBI's taxonomy places the organism in Eukaryota, Metazoa, Mollusca, Gastropoda, Lottiidae. Gene Ontology annotation, biological process: positive regulation of transcription by RNA polymerase II. Gene Ontology annotation, cellular component: MLL3/4 complex. The record is from RefSeq and is a predicted model, not a curated record.